CGCCCCGCGCCCCGCAUCGCGGCGGCCCUGCCGCACCGCGCCCGCAGGCAUGGACGAGGAGCGGGAGACUCUGCAAAGGAUUGUCAGUACUCUAGUGAACAAAAAUGAUGAAAUUCACAACUUCAUUGACAUGCUGAACCAUACAAUAUCAAAUGUUCAGGUAAACUCUUCUAAUGCCAUCAGCGAGCUAGAUGAGGAAUUUGAUGGUCUGUAUUCUGUGCUGCAUGAGAUGAAGGGGAGCAUGGCCAACACUAUUCAGCAAGAAGAGGCUCGUAAAAUUCAAGCUCUGAAGGAUCAGCUGAGCCAGUGCAGCCGUGCUCUGGAAGGCUCAGAAGAGCUGCUGGAACUUGCUGUGCAGUCACUGGACAUAAAGAACCCUGUGGAGCUCUUAGAGGCUGCCAGACAGAUCAAAGAUAGUGUCACGGUGGCUUCAGCAUUCCGCCUCUCUCUGAAACCAAAAGUUAGUGACAGUAUGACUCAUAUGAUGGUGGACUUCGCCCUGGAAAAGCGCAUGCUCCAAGCUGUGAAGUUUUUGCCAGUCCCUAAAGCUCCAGAGAUAGACGUAGCAGCAUGUCUGGUCGCUGACAACUGCAUAACAAUAUCGUGGAGAAUGCCUGAGGAAGACAGUAGAAUUGAUCAUUUUGUGCUGGAGUAUAGGAAAACCAACUUUGAUGGGCUCCCUCGAAUAAAAGGGGAACAGCACUGGGAGGUGGUUGACUACAUUAAAGCUACUCAAUACACAUUAUCAGGUCUGAAAUUUGAUACAAAAUACAUGAACCUUAGAGUACAAGCUUGCAACAAAGCUGUGGCAGGUGAAUACUCCGAUCCUGUGACUCUGGAAACCAAAGCAUUUGUAUUCAGUUUGGACAGUACUUCAUCUCAUCUGAACUUGAAGGUUGAAGACACUUAUGUUGAAUGGGAUCCCACUGGAGGCAAAGGCCAAGAAAAAAUAAAAGGGAAGGAAAAUAAAAACAGUGGCCAGAAUCCUCUGCUGAAGAGCAAUAGAAGAAGCAGCACAGCAUCUCCGAAGAGAUCCACUAACAGCCCUAGAGCCUCGGCGAGGGGUGGCCGGGAUCGCUUUGCUGGUGAAUCCUACACAGUGCUAGGUGAGCUGAACUUGUUUGCUCUGUUAGGAAAGGGCAGAUCAGGAGACACUGCUGUUGAAAGUGGACAGCAUUACUGGGAAGUGAGAGCCCAGAAGGACUGCAAAUCCUACAGCGUGGGAGUAACGUACAGAAACCCGGGGAAGUUUGACCAGCUGGGAAAGACUAAUUCCAGUUGGUGCAUCCAUGUCAACAACUGGCUGCAAACCACAUUCUCAGCAAAGCAUAACAAUAAAGCAAAGACUCUAGAUAUACCUGUCCCAGACAGAAUAGGAGUAUACUGCGACUUUGAUGGAGGUCAGCUCUCAUUUUAUAAUGCAAGCUCAAAGGCAUUGUUACACACCUUCAGAACAAAGUUUACCCAGCCAUUGCUACCAGGCUUCAUGAUCUGGUGUGGUGGGCUCACAGUGAGUACGGGAUUGCAGGUGCCAAGUGCCGUGAAAACUCUUCAGAAGAGUGAAAAUGGAUUGGGUGGUUCAACAAGCAGCCUAAAUAAUGUUGCCUAGUAAUGUCUGUUCAACACUUCUACUGCUGAAUGUUUUUGUUUUACUGUGUAGCUACUACUCACAGAAGCUUGUCAGCAUUGGAUUUUAUUGGAUUUGCUACCUUCUGCUGUUUAGGGCCUGGGUACUGAGAGUGUAAAGGUCUGGGGCUAAAGUGUUAAGAACCAGUUCUGGGAAUCCAGAAAAAUGUCAGAAAGCUGAACUGUUGCCUAUUAAAAAAAAAAAAAGAUAAAGCAAGAGCUGUAACUAUGUACUUUUCUAAUACUGUAUUCAAGCAUUUUGUUACAGAGUUGAAUAUUAGUUUUGUUACAGAUGCUAUUCUUCUAUGAAGAAUAUAGCAAAUACAAUUUUUAGCUCUCCUAAUGCAAAUUACUUAACUAUGUAUUUAAUUAUUACUAGGCUUCCCAUUAGAAGUUGUGAUUUCUGAGAUUUUGAAAACAGACUGAUUUGCUGGCCUAGCCUGGCAAAGUACCACAGCAGCAUGGUUUUAGAAGGAUAUUAUAAGAAUGUGUAGGCCUAGUAAGAAACAGUAAGAGUGGGCUGUGAUUAUUCCCCCCAGUAGUAUAAAAUCCUCCUGUUUUCCAUGGGUAACUCCUUUUUGAAGCCAUGUAUAUUGAUAUUGGCUCCCAUUUGUCACCUUUAUAUUAAUUGCAUUCUAAUUACAUUAGAAAAUUAUGUUUAAAGGUUCCAGUACCUUGACUCCUAUUUGCAAGCCUGGAAAAAAAAAGCAGUCAAAUGAUUCAUAGUAAUGGGAGAGCUAAAAAAAGAAAAAAAAAAUAUGUUAUAUUCUUCGUGGAAAAUCCUAGCUUGUCAGGUUAUUAUAGGCUUUUUUAAUCUGCUUUCUUCCCUCUAAUCAAGCCGUGGAGCCUAUAAAUAGUUUUCAGGUACACUCUUGAAUCAGGUGUUUCCUAACUGAAGAUUGUUUUCUGGUAUCACCUGAAAAUGUUAAAAAUUCAUGGCCCAUAAUGAUUUAGCUCAUUUGCUGCUGGGCCAGUACAGUUUUUUCCUUUCAUGUAUCUUUUAGCCCAUAAAACCAUGAACAUUUAAUCAUGUUAAACCUCAGUAUUACCAAUGGCUCCUUUCUGUCCAUCACAAUUUCUCAAGAGAAGGAGAAAUUCCUUGAGGCACAUUCUUAAUAAACUGGCUUUGAUGUUCAGUGAAAAGUUAAGAUUAACAAGGACAUGUAAUUACCUGUUCUGGAAAGUGUUAUUUUUCUUGAGGAAUCAUGAAGUUGACAGGUUGGCUGAGCCCUAAAUAUUUAUUUUGUAUCUGGAACUUGGGCAUCUCUUAGUUAUUCGCAUUGUGAACUUGUAAUCUCUUUUUGCAGAGGAAAGUACAAAACAUUUCCCAGUUUAACUGUACCUUCUUCUGCCUGUUCUGUUGCUUGGGCUUUGGGACAAAGAUACUCAGAAGUGACGUGGUUCUUGGUCAACAGUGUCUGAAUCUGUUUCACACAUUAUCUGCGGAUGUUACUGUUAUGCAAAUACUCUGUGUAUAAUAUUUCCUCUUUCCAUUUUACUGCAAUGGACACCUGACUAGGAGUUCUUGGGGAUAAAUUGCUACAAACUCAGUUUUGCAGCCAGUUCUAGUCCAGGGCUGUGGUGCACAGACAUCAGGACAGACUGGCACCUCCUCCUCACCACCCAUCCACUUGUCUUGAUCUUGGGUGUUCAGCUGCAGUUCCUCUUCAGAUUUCCCUUUGUGGAAAGAAAGGGGAUGUUUACAACCAGCUAAUGUGUAGUGAGAACCAUGAGUAUUUUCCAGCCCUCUACAAGAGCAUUUAAAUCAUGUUUUUUUGUUUGGUUGGUUUUUUUUUCCCCUUUUAGCCAGUUGUAGUGUAACCUGCAAGGUGAAUUUGAUAUGCACCGAUGUAAAAAUGUAAUUUUUCUUUUAACAGUUAGUUAGAGAAAAGCUUGAGAGUGUUUCAUACUGUGACUUGUGACUUGCAAGUUCUGGUUUAACUGAUGUCCUAGGUGUACCUUAACAUGUGACUUUUUACCCUUAAAAGGAUGGAUUUGUUGUAUAAUAGUUUGCACAGAUGUCAAAUUUUUGCUGCUAACAUCUAGUCCAGUUGUUUUUAGUAAAUGGGGAUAUGAAGAAUUGCCUUAAGCACUUUAGAUUUAUUCUUUUUUAGACUGGUUUUUCUGAACUAGUGUUUCUCCAGCACCCAUCAUCAUAGGAAGAUGAGUGACACCAUGCUGCUCCCAGUGAUGAUUUUUGUUGCAGUUGGUGCAGGGUUUGUGCGUGCAGCUGGACAGAGAUGCCUGGAUCCUUUGGAGUUACCUUUCCCUUUGUGAAUCCACUUUCAAGGAUUUGGAGAGGGGUGGCUCUUUGGCAGAUCUUUUUGAAGAUCUGUAGUUCAAUCCAGCAGGCUUAUUUACUUUACUGUUAAGUUAUUCUGAAGAUGAUACAUCAUUGUGGCUAAACAGGGGUUUUCUGCUCUAUGACCAAAAGGAGAUGCUUAAUAUUCUUUUAUUUUAAAGUACUGGCUGCUGAUAUUGUGAAGUUAAUGUUAACUCCAAAAGCCUGACUUUUGAGGAGCUAAAGGUUUUCCUUGAGGUAUUAAUAAAUGAGAUGAGUGUAGCUGCCAUUGUUCUUUGGAAAACUAAGGAGAAUUGUGUUAACUGCAGCUAGGGCUGUCAGUGUCAGAGAGGAUAAGUUAAAAAAAA
Molecule: messenger RNA, 4275 nt
Organism: Sturnus vulgaris (Common starling)
Lineage: Eukaryota; Metazoa; Chordata; Aves; Passeriformes; Sturnidae
Source: RefSeq, a predicted model, not a curated record